Olea europaea var. sylvestris is the source of this 705-nucleotide messenger RNA. Its product is annotated as probable NAD kinase 2, chloroplastic. Gene Ontology annotation, biological process: NAD+ metabolic process; NADP+ biosynthetic process. Bases 235 to 546 code for a protein of 103 amino acids. The transcript has 2 exons. Lineage: Eukaryota; Viridiplantae; Streptophyta; Magnoliopsida; Lamiales; Oleaceae. The record is from RefSeq and is a predicted model, not a curated record. Gene Ontology annotation, molecular function: NAD+ kinase activity.
CAUCUAGUGAAUACUUAAUUUUAUGUACGUAAAAACAAAACACUCAUGACAUCUAUGCUCUGAUGAUACGACACGUUUAGAAAUCCAUGCCUGUUAUUCAUAGUUGAUGCUGCUACUUUGUUUUAUAAUGAUGGAUUAUUUAGCGUUCAGAAUUAUGCAAUGGGAUAAUGCUUUCCUGAGAUGAGUUGAGAAUUAUGAAAUUGUACGCUAGUUUUUACCAGUGGCUAUACCCAAAUGCAGGUACAUCCAAAUGUUCCUUGCAUGCUCUUUACACCAAUUUGCCCACAUUCUCUCUCAUUCAGACCUGUCAUACUUCCUGAUUCUGCGCGGCUAGAAUUAAAGAUUCCAGAGGAUGCACGAAGUAAUGCUUGGGUCUCGUUUGAUGGGAAGAGAAGGCAACAACUCUCUAGAGGCGAUUCAGUUCGCAUAUCUAUGAGUCAACAUCCACUUCCAACUGUCAACAAGUCCGACCAAACAGGUGAUUGGUUUCGAAGCUUGAUUCGUUGCUUUGACUGGAAUGAAAGAUUAGAUCAGAAAGCUCUUUGACUGCUGAAAGUGCUAUUGUUCAUUUGUCUGCAAAGAUGUAUAUUACUGUACAGUAAUGAGUUAGAAGUUUAAGUGUUACUUGGGUCAGAAAAAGUAUAUGAGAUAUUCCCCUGGCUGCCACGGCAGUUACAGCGCAGCACUUGUAUGGUUGCCUUCUUU